AUGAAUUGGAUUGCAUUUGCGUUGGCAGUUUCCAUACCUGUCAUUCAAGCACAGGCACCUCCAGCGCCUCAGCCAGAACCGAUUGAAGUGACUGAGUUGCCUUUACCUCCCGUGGCCCCCAGCAACAGCACAGGCGCCUGUACAAAGAGCAUUAACCCACAUGGGACUGGUUGCAUAGGAAUUACCUCGGACAGCUUUCAAGCUGGCGAUUUUACAGCCGAUGGGAAUCACGUUCUUGUGAAUGUCGAAUUUAUCGGUGCGCCAACGGCCCCGGACCCCGCCAGCAUCUACACCGGCCAGCAAUUGAUUGCUGUCAAGACUGAUGGGUCACUCUUCCCUAACGGGGAUCCAUGGAAGUGUCUCAGCUGUGGCGUCCCUCCCGAGCAAGCACGGAGUCUUGACCCCGCAAGGGAUUAUCCUCACGCUGCUCGAAAUGGCCGUCAGGCUUUAUGGGGCCGCAACAUACUCGACUGUGGCGAUGCUCCCCUUGUGAGCGACGAAUGUACCCCGAACACAACAUAUAUCUAUCCCAUCUACUGGCCCAAUGGUAGUAUGCGAGAAUUGCGCAUGCAUCCAGAUGAUGUCCACAUGGGUUGGAGCUCUUUCACCAGGGGAGGCCAGAACACCUUCUUCGGGCGUUUGCAGUUCAACCCGAACCCGACGACUGGAAGUCCUGUCGUUCCUCGGUACGACUUGGUGAAUGUGAACAUUCUGGUCGAUCCAAAAGGCCGCUCCUCCAUCAUGGCGGAGGGACAGGAGCUCAAAUUGCAUGACGAGGCAAUUGUUGUUGGCGAGCUGCGCGGCUUUAGUGGUGCUGGGGACGAGAUUCUAUACAUUGGUCCGACAAGAGAGGCGAACAAUAUUGACCUAUUGGCAGUACAUGUCACAUCCGGUGCUGUCCGCCGUUUGACUAGCCACCCAGAGUACGCAGAUCCCAUUGCCUUUUCUCAUGACAAUCAAUGGUUCGUGGUCAUGGAUACGCGGGGAUCCAACCGCCAGAUGUGGAUGUCAGGCAUGCGAUAUAUCCCGCCGCUGAUCGACCUGGUCACCGUGACUGCAGCCUCAUCUACCCGUAACAACGGUGCUCGCCGCUUCUUCCAGCCUAUUUUGGUUGAUAGAUAUGGAGACCGAGAAUCGUACUAUGGCCAACGGGUCAACGCUGCUGGUGACGGCACAAGUGGCAGCGUCAACGAUCCCAACUGGAACGGGCGCGCAGACCCUGCCUUCUCCCCGGAUGGCACAAAAAUCGUCUUCUGGCAGGCUUUGGUCAUUCCCCCCGCAUGCGGUGGUCAGAAUCCUCUUCCUUGUCCUGUCUCCACCGCCCCAGGUGGUCGUACAUACCGAGUGAUGCUGGCCCGUCUCACCAGUCGACGACCGGCCGCUCCUGCGCCAGUCUAUAAAGUACCAGAUAUGAUCCCCUGGGCGACGGCUUUUCCUCCCGGCGCUAGCACCCCUUCACCAUAUCAAUUACCACCUGGAAAUUAUACUCUUCGCGGAAAAGCACAUGGCACGGCUCAAGUUCACCUCACAGCGUACCCAGAAUUCGAAGGCUUCAAGAGUGUAGCUGUGAACUACAUUAACUACAGCGACGACGGCCGGCAUUUUAUCCAUGGCCGGGAAACAGUGGCUUUGACAUUGUCCGCGUCGAAUCCGUGGUGGAAUCAUGUGGAUUGGUACUCGGAUUUAACUCAAACAGGCGCUGUGCAGGCUACCAAGCGUACAGGCCCCGGCGGAUUCCACUUGUCUAUCGAUGCUAUGACGAAUAUUUUCGAGGCAAAUGGCACGUUGACAACUACAGUGAAUGGAGUUGUCUAUUCACAGCCGGCAAAUGCAACGUGA
Molecule: messenger RNA, 1839 nt
Organism: Aspergillus lentulus
Lineage: Eukaryota; Fungi; Ascomycota; Eurotiomycetes; Eurotiales; Aspergillaceae
Source: RefSeq, a predicted model, not a curated record